This is a messenger RNA of Sinocyclocheilus rhinocerous, 1085 nucleotides long. RefSeq names its product IFI30 lysosomal thiol reductase a (gene ifi30a). Lineage: Eukaryota; Metazoa; Chordata; Actinopteri; Cypriniformes; Cyprinidae. The transcript has 7 exons. Bases 61 to 831 code for a protein of 256 amino acids. Gene Ontology annotation, molecular function: oxidoreductase activity, acting on a sulfur group of donors, disulfide as acceptor. The record is from RefSeq and is a predicted model, not a curated record. Gene Ontology annotation, cellular component: lysosome.
AAAUGUAGGACACUCACUCGUUUUCAUUCGGAGAUCAAGGCCAGCUGUUGGACAGUAAUCAUGUUCGGCUUUAAACUCUCUGUGCUGCUCUUCGCUGUAUGUUCGCUGAGUAAAUGCAGCGGUAGGUUUGUUAACUCCUGCAAAUAUCCACCUUCACAAUGGUGCGACUCUCAAGACAUUGCAGCCGAAUGCGGGGUGCUGGAACAGUGCAUGAAGUUUAACGUAACAAAGCCCAACGCUGUCCCGGUCAAUGUGAGCCUGUACUAUGAGUCUCUGUGUCCUGGAUGCAGACAGUUUCUUGUAACGCAGCUCGUGCCAACCUUCAUUAUGUUAACUGACAUUAUGAAUAUUGAGCUGGUUCCAUAUGGAAAUGCACAGGAGAAAGAAGAUCAAGGGAAGUAUACCUUCAUUUGUCAGCACGGAGAGGAUGAAUGUCUAGGUAACAUGAUUGAGACCUGCCUGUUGAAUACGUUAGGACCGAAUGCUAUUCCAGUCAUUUUCUGCAUGGAGUCAGGAGCAGAUGUGCUGAAAGCUGCCCAGCCUUGUCUUGGAGUCUAUUUUCCUGAUACAACAUGGGAUUCAGUCAUGAAGUGUGUGAAGGGAGACGAGGGCAACAAAUUAAUGCAUCAAAAUGCACAGAAAACAAAUGCUCUGAAACCCCCUCAUCAAUAUGUGCCUUGGAUAACUAUUAAUGGAGAACACACAGACGAUCUUCAGGAUAAAGCUAUGAGUUCUCUCUUCAAUCUUGUGUGCAGCUUGUACAAGGGUGCCAAACCACCUGCUUGUGGUCAAGGGUUGAAGAAGAAAGCCAACAGUUACUGCAUGAACUAAUCAAUCACUGUGAUAACAGCACUACUUAUGUCAGGAACGGAGACAAUGUAUGAAACACAAGUGCAUACAUGUUGCAGAGUUUUUCUAAUUUUAAUCAUUUUUUUUGUUGUUGUUUUUAUGUUUGUAUGUACAUGAAAGCCCAAUUUUGAACAUGGGUUUCUGCUGCAAACUACAACUGCUGACAACCAUAUUUUUAUAGUCACAUUUUAAACCGUUUUGUAUGCAUAAACAACAUUAAAAAGCAAGUUUCCGUU